CUCUUCUUUAUGCAACUAUUUUUGGAAAUGUCACCACCAUUUUCCAGCAAAUGUAUGCCAACACCAACCGAUACCAUGAGAUGCUGAACAACGUGAGGGAUUUCCUAAAAUUAUAUCAAGUCCCAAAAGGCCUUAGUGAAAGAGUCAUGGAUUAUAUUGUCUCAACCUGGUCCAUGUCUAAAGGAAUUGACACAGAGAAGGUUCUCUCAAUUUGCCCAAAGGACAUGAGAGCAGAUAUUUGUGUGCACCUAAACCGCAAAGUUUUUAACGAGCACCCUGCCUUCCGGCUGGCUAGUGACGGCUGCCUGCGAGCCCUGGCUGUGGAGUUUCAGACAAUCCAUUGUGCCCCGGGGGACCUCAUCUAUCAUGCUGGGGAAAGCGUUGAUGCGCUUUGCUUUGUGGUCUCGGGAUCCCUAGAAGUCAUCCAGGACGACGAAGUGGUGGCUAUUUUAGGUAAAGGUGAUGUGUUUGGUGAUAUCUUCUGGAAGGAAACCAGUCUGGCCCAUGCAUGUGCCAAUGUACGGGCUCUGACAUACUGCGAUUUACAUAUUAUUAAAAGAGAAGCCUUGCUUAAAGUGUUGGACUUUUAUACUGCUUUUGCAAAUUCGUUCUCAAGGAAUCUCACGCUCACCUGCAAUUUGAGGAAACGGAUCAUCUUCCGGAAGAUCAGCGAUGUCAAGAAGGAAGAAGAGGAGCGCCUGCGCCAGAAGAACGAGGUGACACUGAGCAUCCCUGUGGACCACCCUGUGCGGAAACUAUUUCAGAAAUUCAAACAGCAAAAGGAGAUGCGUAAUCAAGGCUCAACCCACAUUGACCCAGAAAGGAACCAGCUUCAGGUGGAAAGCCGGAGCGUGCAGAAUGGGGCCUCCAUCACAGGCACCAGUGUGGUCACCGUAUCUCAGAUCACCCCCAUCCAGACAUCCCUGGCUUACAUGAAAACCAGUGAGGCCAUGAAGCAGAACAACAGGGAUGUGAUGGAGCUCAAGCCAAAUGGAAACGGAGACCAAAAAUGCCUGAAAGUAAACAGUCCCAUGCGGAUGAAAAACGGGAACGGGAAAGGGUGGCUUCGACUGAAGAACACCAUGGGGAUCCACGAGGAGAAGAAGGAGGACUGGAACAACGUCACGAAGGCUGAGUCCAUGGGGUUGCUGUCUGAUGACUCCAAGUGCAAUGACUCGGAGAAUGGUGUAAAUAAAAACCCACUGAGGAAAACAGACUCUUGUGACAGUGGAAUAACAAAAAGUGACCUUCGCUUGGAUAAAGCUGGUGAGACUCGCAGCCCCCUGGAGCACAGCCCCAUUCAGGCUGAUGCUAGACAUCCUUUCUACCCUAUUCCUGAGCAGGCCUUACAAACCACGCUGCAGGAAGUCAAACACGAACUCAAAGAAGAUAUCCAGCUGCUAAGCAGUAGGAUGGCUGCCCUUGAAAAUCAGGUGGCAGAAAUUUUAAAAAUAUUGUCCGAAAAGAACGUACCCCAGAUCUCUUCCCCCAAAUCCCAUUUAUCACCCCAGCGGCCCCCCCAGAUACCUUGUCAGGAUAUUUUUAGUGUUUCAAGGCCUGCAUCACCUGAAUCAGAAAAAGAUGAAAUCCACUUUUAG
Molecule: messenger RNA, 1598 nt
Organism: Antrostomus carolinensis (chuck-will's-widow)
Lineage: Eukaryota; Metazoa; Chordata; Aves; Caprimulgiformes; Caprimulgidae
Product: potassium voltage-gated channel subfamily H member 5
Exons: 4
Biological process (GO): potassium ion transmembrane transport; regulation of membrane potential
Cellular component (GO): voltage-gated potassium channel complex; plasma membrane
Molecular function (GO): voltage-gated potassium channel activity
Source: RefSeq, a predicted model, not a curated record